Messenger RNA from Talpa occidentalis (Iberian mole), 3076 nucleotides. It is a transcript of the gene ADORA2B, whose product is annotated as adenosine A2b receptor. Lineage: Eukaryota; Metazoa; Chordata; Mammalia; Eulipotyphla; Talpidae. Gene Ontology annotation, molecular function: G protein-coupled adenosine receptor activity. Gene Ontology annotation, cellular component: membrane. The transcript is spliced from 2 exons. Gene Ontology annotation, biological process: G protein-coupled adenosine receptor signaling pathway; vasodilation; adenylate cyclase-activating G protein-coupled receptor signaling pathway. The record is from RefSeq and is a predicted model, not a curated record. The coding region runs from base 1 to 1341 and encodes 446 amino acids.
AUGAGGGAAAGUUGGGGAACUAGUCCUCGUCAGACGCCAUCAGCCCGAGAACCUUUCGUGGUGCGACGCCAGCGCCCCGCCAGGCACCCACCAGACCGCCGCGGCUGGGGGCGGGGGCGGGCACCGCCCGGCUGGAGAGAAGGGGCGGUGCUCCGAGGGAGCUCCGAGAGCGGCGGGCGCGCGGGCCCAUGGGCGUGGCGGCCUCCCCGUGGUCCCGCCCCCCUGAGCCCGAGCAGGAGCGCACGAGUCUGGCGGGUCAGACCGGCGGCUGGCGGACCGCGCGGUCGGGGCGCUCCGGCCAUGCCCGGCGGGGCCCACGCGGCUGCCCGGUGCCCCGCCAACCCGGCCGUGGUGCUGACACCGGGGGACUGGGUGUACGUGGCGCUGGAACUGGCCAUCGCCGCGCUGUCGGUGGCGGGCAACGUGCUGGUGUGCGCCGCGGUGGGCACGUCGAGCACGCUGCAGACGCCCACCAACUACUUCCUGGUGUCCCUGGCGGCGGCCGACGUGGCGGUGGGGUUGUUCGCCAUCCCGUUUGCCAUCAUCAUCAGCCUGGGCAUCAACAUUGAAUUCUACGGUUGCCUCUUCCUUGCCUGCUUCGUGCUGGUGCUCACGCAGAGCUCCAUCUUCAGCCUUUUGGCCGUGGCGGUCGACAGGUACCUGGCCAUCUGCGUCCCGCUCAGGUAUAAGAGUUUGGUCACUGGGACCCGAGCAAGAAGAGUCAUUGCUGUCCUCUGGGUCCUUGCCUUUGGCAUUGGAUUGACUCCGUUCCUGGGAUGGAAUGACAAAGACCAAAACUGCACACAAUCUUUGAAUGGAACCACGAAUGAAAUCUGCUGCUGUAAGGGAUGUUUCUUUGAGUGUGUGGUCCCCAUGAGCUACAUGGUAUAUUUCAAUUUCUUUGGGUGUGUCCUACCCCCACUUCUCAUAAUGCUGGUAAUCUACAUCAAGAUCUUCACUGUGGCCUGCAAGCAGCUACAGCGCACUGAGCUGAUGGACCACUCGAGGACCACCCUCCAGCGGGAGAUCCAUGCAGCCAAGUCCCUGGCCAUGAUUGUUGGGAUUUUUGCUAUGUGCUGGCUACCAGUACAUGCCAUCAACUGUAUAACUCAUUUUCAACUCGCACAUCCUAGUGAUAAACCCAAGUGGACAAUAAACAUGGCUAUUCUCCUAUCACAUGCCAACUCAGUUGUCAAUCCCAUUGUCUAUGCCUACCGGAACCGAGACUUUCGCUAUACUUUUCACAAAAUCAUCUCCAGGUAUGUUGUCUGUCAGACAGAUGUCCUCAAGAAUGGGAGUGGGCAGGCGGGCACACAGCCUGCUCUUGAUAUGGGUCGAUGACCUAGGCUCUGGCCUUUUUGAGAAGGCACAAAUUUACAACAAACAAAAGGAAAGGACAUAACUGGCUGAUUCUCAUUGUGAAAGACAAUUAAACCUCACAAGCAUAUGGGCUGCAUCUUUUGAGCACUUCUCUGGAAUUACCACUUAUCUAAUUAAUAUGUACAUGUUAACAGUAGGCUCCAAGAGUUGACAAAUGUAUUUAUGGUUCUAUCUGGCUGCUCUUACUGUGUGGAUGAUAUUGACGGCUUGAAUAGAUUGUAAAAGACUUUUUUUUUUUUUAAAGAGUCUCAUACUUUCAUGGCAGCAAAUGAUUGAAACUAUUUUACUGUGAAACACUGUGAACUAUUAUUAUACAAAUAUUUUUAACUUAGAAGCAAUGGAAAAAUAAAAGUUGAACAUACUAAAUAUAUAUGGCUGUUCCUAUAAAGGUGACAAGGAAAAUUAAAAGUAUACUUCUUCAAUCAAGAAACUUGUUGUUUUUAUACAGAGAAAUGACUCAAAGUUCUUAAGUGAAAUAUCAUCAGAUAAUGGGAAGAAAAAACUUGAGAAACAAGACCCCUUCUCUAGAAGAUUCCUUUUCCCGUUCCUCCUGUUAGAGUUAGGUGGUGAAUUUUUCUACUUUUCUCUCAAACUCAAGUUUGGCCAAGUUGCUGGAAACCAAAGUGAAAUUUUUACUAAGUAAAAUUAUGUAACUGUAUACACAUAUUAGGUGAAAUAAAGUCCAGGUUUCCCAAGUAGUAGAGAAAUCUUGAUAAAUUUUAUUUGCCAACCACAGAACAUUGCAAUAUCUGUGGCCUUUUCACACAGCUCUUACUUGCACCUCAUAUUUCUGGAGCACAGGGUUGGAGACUUCUUGGGCUGUAAAAUCACUUGUUUCAUAUGUGUGCUCAUUGCUUCAGUUUCUUCUGCAAUAUCCCAGCAAGGACGCUGCACGUUUAAGAAAGUCGUACAGAGACAGGGAAUUUUAUCCUUGUAAGAUCUUAUUGUGGCUAUGGACAGCUUCACCUAUUAAGAGGUUCUUGUCUGUGCUGAAAUCUAUCUCAUUUUCAUCUAUCAUUGCUCCUUUGAUCUCUCUUGGGGUACAACUGAGAACACUUUAUCUUGCUUCUAACUCCUCCUGAUAUCUUUUUCCUUUUCUUCUUCAGACUAGAAAUCCCUAAUAGUAGCCUUAGUUUCCUUCUAGGACAUGAUUUUUUUGUCUGUCUCUUCAUUUGGCUUGUUAUAAAGCUCAGAAAUACAUGUAGAACAAAACCAGUACUUCCCUUGUUCUAGAUACUGCUUUUCUAAAAAUACAGCAUACUUGAACUAUUUUGGCGCCAAUACCACAGAUAUCUGAAGCUUACUGAAACCACAAACCCUAAGUCUUUUUAUACUUGCUGCUUUUAGUAACAUCUGUGUUCUCAUCUCUUACUGCUAGAAUAAUUUUAUGGACCCAGGGAAAAGAACUACACUUACUGAUCUAAAUUUUAUCUCAGUUUUAUCUAUCAUUCCAACUUCUUAAAAACUGGUAGUCACUUGAGUACUUAAGAACCUAACUAAUUGUGCAUACGACACGAUUCUAGACUUUGAUUGGGUCUAAAAUGUUUGAUUCUAUUAAGGAAAGUGUUUACCCAAGGAGCACAGAGGUUGGUUCAGAUUUUUCAGGAGGAGACAUAUAGGGCUUUAAACCCUACACAUCCUGGUUCCAAGAUACAGUUCCUUCUGCAGUUCAGCAGGGAAAAGGGACAGUAACAAG